AUGGUUGCAGAAGAGCCGGCGCCGGCCCAGGACACUGCUUAUUCUCAUGAGGAGCAGCUUCUCCUUGUGGAGGCCUUGCUGCAGGAGACCUCCCAUGACGAAGUGUUGUCCAGCCAGCGUGCUCGGCGCACUGACAUGGUUUCGACGGACUUUAUGAGUUCGCUUUCUGCACAGGUUGACUCCCUGCUGCUGCAGUCCGCAGCCCUCACUGACGUCAACCUUGAAGACAUCCGCAGGUCGCAGCUAGCGCCUGCAGAGAGUUCGAAAGCAUCUCCUGCGCCUUCACCAGGUGCUCUCAGUUUCAGCACCUCUCCAAGCAGUCCAUCUUCAGCUCGUCAAUGGUCUAUCAAAAGGCCGGAGGGCCACAGACUUGGUUCGCAUUACACUCUGUUCGGCCCUCCUCCUCGACAGACAAGGUCACCGACACGUGCUCAAAGCCCACCGAUGGCGACUUACGAGCGAAACGUCGAGUUCGUGAAGCAAAAACAGGUCCGAUUGGAAAAUGCCCAGAAGGAAAAGGACAAACAGGAGGUAAUGGCGCUGGCUUCGCCCAGCAUCACCGCUGAGUCACGGAAACUCGUUGGAGCAGGUUAUGCUCCGCCGUGGAGCCGAAGUGAAGACGUCAGCCGGUCUGUGAUCCGCAAUCGGAAGGUCACCGAAGACGUCAACGCCAAGAAGGCUGUGGAAGCUGCAGAGCACACCUUUCAGCCCAAGAUCAACGAGCGCAGCAAAGCUAUCUUCAGGCAUGUGCUCGAUGCUGGGGAGCCCUGGCAUGAUCGCAUUCACCAGCGAUCCAAGACCCGCAAAGCGCAUCACGGCUGA
Messenger RNA from Symbiodinium natans, 822 nucleotides. NCBI's taxonomy places the organism in Eukaryota, Dinophyceae, Suessiales, Symbiodiniaceae. The record is from the annotation of a GenBank genome assembly.